GGUGGAGUCUUUUAGUGGGAAGGAACCAUGGAGGACUUCAACAGCGAAACCGACAGUGAUUAUACUAGCUACUGGAGAGAUUGGCUGCGCGUUUGCUCUUACUCCCUCACCAGUAAGACAAGAUGGCUCAGUUUACUAGUUCUACUAGUGAGGAGUCGUCACUUGCUACGCUACGACCACUUGUCGAAGCUCGUCCUCGUCCCCGACCUCAGAUCCAUAUUCGCUCUUCGUCUAGCUAUUCAUAUGGCGUGGUACUGCCUCAGAGAUAUGCUGACUUUGUACACCAGUUCAUCUCAUCUCGUGGAAACGAAUACUUCUGCGAAAUCGACGAAGAUUACCUGACCGAUCGCUUCAACCUUACCGGCCUGAACACUGAGGUCGCUUACUACCAGUAUGCUUUGGACCUUGUGACGGACGUGUUCGACCUCGACGCGGACGACGACCUGCGCGAGCAGAUUGAGAAGUCGGCGCGUCACCUCUACGGUCUGGUUCAUGCCAGAUACAUUGUCACAACUCGCGGUCUUGCCAAGAUGGUUGAGAAAUACAAGCGCUGCGAUUUCGGCAAAUGCCCCCGUGUCAUGUGUGACGGACACCCCCUUCUGCCCAUGGGCCAGCACGACGUUGCCAACCAGAGCACUGUUCGCCUGUACUGCCCCAAGUGCGAGGAUAUCUACAACCCCAAGUCGUCUCGUCAUGCUUCUAUCGACGGCGCUUACUUCGGCACUUCGUUCCAUAGCAUGCUUUUCCAGGUUUAUCCUGCUUUGCUUCCCGAGAAGAGCAUUCGCCGCUAUCAGCCCCGUUGCUUCGGCUUCAAGGUGCACGCCAUGGCUGCCCUUGCGCGCUGGCAGGAUGCUUACCGGGAGGAGACAAAGGCGUCCCUUCGUGAAGCCGGUGUGGAAGCCAAAUACAUCGAAGACGACAGUGAGGAGGAAGAGCUAGAUGACGACGACGAGCCUAUCUCGGAGAUCAAAGAAGAGAGAGUCGCCGGCGAUGCUGCCUCUGGCCGUAUGGAUCUUGGCAACUGAUUGACGCUCCCUAGCUGGCAUGAUCUUUCUGCUUCAUCGGAGUUUCCUCAUUUUCCUCUCAUAUCCACUUGGCAUGGGCGCAGCAUUAUGAACUUGCAUUUCAUCGCGCGUCUGGAU
Molecule: messenger RNA, 1142 nt
Organism: Aspergillus eucalypticola CBS 122712
Lineage: Eukaryota; Fungi; Ascomycota; Eurotiomycetes; Eurotiales; Aspergillaceae
Product: casein kinase II subunit beta family protein
Exons: 3
Coding region: 123-1025 (300 amino acids)
Cellular component (GO): cytoplasm; protein kinase CK2 complex
Molecular function (GO): protein kinase regulator activity
Source: RefSeq, a predicted model, not a curated record